Dromiciops gliroides (monito del monte) is the source of this 348-nucleotide messenger RNA. Its product is annotated as 60S acidic ribosomal protein P1-like. The coding region runs from base 1 to 348 and encodes 115 amino acids. Gene Ontology annotation, cellular component: ribosome; cytosolic large ribosomal subunit. Gene Ontology annotation, biological process: translational elongation; cytoplasmic translation. The transcript has a single exon. NCBI's taxonomy places the organism in Eukaryota, Metazoa, Chordata, Mammalia, Microbiotheria, Microbiotheriidae. The record is from RefSeq and is a predicted model, not a curated record. Gene Ontology annotation, molecular function: ribonucleoprotein complex binding; structural constituent of ribosome; protein kinase activator activity.
AUGGCUGUCUCUGAGCUUACUUGCCUCUGCUCUGCUGUCAUCCUUCAUGAUGAUAAGGUUACAGUCACAGAGGAAAAAACUAAUGUCCCCAUUAAAGCAAGAGGUGUAAAUGUUGACCUGUUCUGGCCUGGCUUAUUAGCAAAGCCCUUAAACAAUGUAAACAUUGCAAGUCUUAUCUGCAAUGUAGGAGCUGGUGGAACUGCCCUAGCACCUGGUGAUGAUGCCCCUUCUGGAGGUGCUGCUCCUGCUAGCAUAGCUGCCCCAGCUGAGGAGAAGAAGAAAGAGGAAGCAAAAAGAGAAGAAUCCAAGGAGUCUGAUGAUGACAUGGGCUUUGGUCUGUUUGAUUAA